CUUUGAAUAUGGUUUAAAGCUGAGAGUUCCACAAAAAUAUUUUGCAGAUAGAGAUUUUCAGCAGUGGGAUGUAUUAUAUUUAUUAUACAUUCCCUAUUUAAAUAUUUCGUUUUUAAUUUGUAGGAAUUUUUUAAAAUAGGCAUAACCUUAUAGAACUGUCAUUUAUUUGUAAAUGUUUUGAAAUUGUCAAAAUAUUUGUAGAAUUUUAAAUUUAGUAGAAAAAAACUGAACUUUUCUUGUGCGACUAACGGAAUCUUUUCGAGUGAUAGAGCAGCCAGCUUGAGUCCUGCAUCUACCAGGAUUUACCGGGACUCGCAGCACUUGACUUUGACAGCUGGUUACGUUGCCUCGACAACCAACGAAAAACAACAAAUUAAACUGGCUAAAGAAAGGCUCCAUCGCCAGCACAAACUACACUUGGACACCCAAAAGAUUCUAGCCAAAAAAUGACAUACUCAGUAUCGCCACACCGGGCGAAUCUAGUGCUCCAAAUGUUGCUCCAGGCCAAUACCUAUGUGUCCGUGGCGUGGGCCAUGAGCUACCUGAUCCACAUGCUCAUCCGGUUGCAUCACCUAUGGAACUGGGAGGGCCUUUCCAUAGUGGUGGCCUACAUUUUGGCUGUGUCCGCUGAAUCCGCACGCUUGUACGCCGGCUACUCGGUGAACCUGUGCUCGGGAGCCACCGCCAUGUGGCUGCUGCUCACGGUAACGCCCUGCAUCCUGCUGCCCUCCAUGGUCUUCCUUCGCCUUUCCUCCGCUGGUCGUGGUUUGUGGCUCCGUAUAAUUACAAACGCCGUUUUUGCACUAAUAGGCUUGGAGAUAAUCGUUUGCCUGUUCCACUUUGUUAUCUACAAGCCAGGCGCAAAGAUGCCAGCGUCCUCCGAAGAGGAAGAACUGCCGGAGGAUCAUCAGUCUGUUGUCGGUUCGCCCACUUCCGCCUCCAGCGAGCAAAGGCGACGAGUGCGACGCUCCCCGGAAUCAAAGUGAUGUGUAGAGUAGGACUCUGAGGUUUACUUGAACAUUGGCAUAAAUAAUAAAGUAGGAUAAGCGAUUUAAGCUAA
Drosophila ficusphila is the source of this 1060-nucleotide messenger RNA. RefSeq lists its product as uncharacterized. The record is from RefSeq and is a predicted model, not a curated record. The transcript has 2 exons. The coding region runs from base 447 to 986 and encodes 179 amino acids. Lineage: Eukaryota; Metazoa; Arthropoda; Insecta; Diptera; Drosophilidae.